Molecule: messenger RNA, 6543 nt
Organism: Mirounga angustirostris (Northern elephant seal)
Lineage: Eukaryota; Metazoa; Chordata; Mammalia; Carnivora; Phocidae
Gene: BANK1
Product: B cell scaffold protein with ankyrin repeats 1
Exons: 16
Coding region: 273-2747 (824 amino acids)
Biological process (GO): signal transduction; negative regulation of phosphatidylinositol 3-kinase/protein kinase B signal transduction; B cell activation
Molecular function (GO): protein tyrosine kinase binding; signaling receptor binding
Source: RefSeq, a predicted model, not a curated record
GGACCAGAAAGUGUUGGGAGAACCUGAGCAGCCUAGAAAGCAGGCGAGCGCAAGCCCCAGGGCAGUUUCACUUCCUCAGGCUCCCCGCGAGGCCGGGCGGUGGCCCUGUGGCCUGAGCCCCGGGGCUGCGCUUCCGGACCCGCUGGCCACAACCGCCGGAGGUGCUCCGAAGAGGGGCGGUGGCGAGAGGCGAGCUCGCGGAGCAGCUCCGGCAGCGGAGUCCGAGGCUCGGCGGGCAUCUGUGCGCAGGCUGCCCGGCUUCGGCCGCUGCGAUGCUGCCGGCGGCGUCGGAGCGCACGGGCGGGAGCUGGGAGCGGGCCUCCGGCGGCCCAGCGCCCCCAGAAAAUACAAGAGACAUCAUAAUGAUAUAUGAAGAAGAUGCUGAGGAAUGGGCUCUGUACUUGACGGAAGUUUUUUUACAUGUUGUGAAAAGGGAAGCAGUCCUGUUAUAUCGCUUGGAGAAUUACUCUUUUUGGGAUUUGGAAUUGCUGAGCUUAAACUCUUACAAAUGUAAACUUUUGAUAUUAUCAAAUGGCCUGCUUAAAGACCUAACUCCAAGGAAAUGUCAGUUUCUGGAAAAGGUACUUCAUUCACCAGAAAGUGUGGUUACUCUGCUGUGUGGGGUGACGAGUUCAGAUCAGCUCUACAAAUUACUAAAUAUCGCUGGAGGCAGAUGGGAGAUGUCUACUGAGCAGGAGCCCCAAGAUUACAUUGCUGUAAUUGAGAGUAUCAUAUUCAGAGAUUCUGACGACUACCUUGAGGUCAAUAUUCCAACAGACCUAGGAGUGGAACAUUCUGGGGAAAUAAGUAAGAGAAAGGAAAUUGAAGAAUUAUCAAAAGCUUCAAGAGACACCAUACCCCUGGCAAUGGUGCUUCCUACUGAAAUUCCAUGUGAGAAUCCUGGUGAAAUAUUUAUUAUUUUGAGAGAUGAAGUCGUUGGUGAUACUGUGGAGGUUGAAUUUACAUCAAAUAGUAAAUGUGUUAGGACACAGCCAACCCGUUGGAAUAAGACAGUCUGGUGGAUGAAAGCUUUAGAUUUUCCUGCUGGCUCUGUCAAUGUCCACGUCUACUGCGAUGGAGUCAUGAAGGCCACAACAGAGAUGAAAUACUCUACAACAGUAAAGCCUGUGGAAAACCUACUGGGAAUGGCACAUCCAGGAGAUGGUGUGUGCCAGAAAGACAUUGAUGAACUUGAUGAUAUUCUUACAUCCAUAUUCAAACGUGAGAUACCAUAUUAUGAGUUUCGAUCAUUCCAACCUGAAAUCGAUCCUCAAAAAGAACAUACUCAUUUCAAAGAACUCACAACUCUUCUCCACUGUGCAGCAAAAUUUGGUUUGAAGAACUUGGCUAUUCAUUUGCUUCAAUGUUCAGGAGCAACCUGGGCGUCUACGAUGAAAAAUCUAGAGGGUUCAGAUCCAACACAUAUUGCUGAAAGGCAUGGUCACAAAGAACUCAAGAAAAUCUUUGAAGACUUUUCAAUCCCAGAAGUUAGCAGAAAUGAUGAGCAAGAAAAUGACUAUGAAGAUGAUAUUACCUCACUACUUACAUAUUCUCCCACCACACAGAACCCAGCAUUUCAUCGCGCAAGCGGGCGGACUUCAUACAGGCGGCGUGCUGAAGGAGCUGAGGCCGAGGAACUGGCAAAGGAAGAAAAAGAGAAUGCAUUGGGCACAGAGGCCGAGCAGAGCCUCGCAGAGGUUGGAGGUGGGAGUUCUGUGACCGAGUAUGAUGAUGACUUGUAUGUGUUCAUUCCUGGAGACAAUCCAGAACAUAAUUCACCAGAGCAACUCGUGAGCUGCAGACCCCCUCUCCCCCCGCCACGACCUGUAGCUGCUGCCUCCCAACUGGAAACACCGCACUGCACAUUACAGGCAGGGAAAAUGGUGGAAGGCCAGACGGAAAGAAGUCAAAAUUGGUGUGAUCUCGGAGCAAGACAAGAAACAGGAGGUGAACCCAAAGAAGAAGAAAAGAAAGAAGAUGAAAAGGAGCAGGAGAAGGAGGAAGACCCGUACACGUUUGUUGAGACUGAAGACAGUGACUAUGACGUGAUACUGGCCAAUAUGAGUACAAAGAAAAAAUUGGGGAGUCGCUCUUUUAUUAUAAACAGACCUCCUGCCCCUACACCUCGACCCACAAAUAUCCCUCCAAAAGAGGAAACCACACCUUACAUAGCUCAAGUGUUUCAACAAAAGACAGCUGGAAGACAAUCUGAUGGUGACAAGUUCCAUGGUCUUAAGAGACAAGACAGAGCUCGGAUGGAAAGUCAAGCCUUUUCCACUGUGGACUCUCUUGCUGCUGGGCAGGAAGAACUCAUCCUCUUGCAGGAGAAGGUCAAAAAUGGGAAACUAUCUGUGGAUGAAGCCCUAGAGAAAUUUAAACAUUGGCAGAUGGGAAAGACUGAGCUGGAAAUGAUUCAGCAGGAAAAACUACGCCAACUACGAGAUUGCAUUAUUGGGAAAAGGCCAGAAGAAGAAAAUGUGUCUGAUAAACUCACCAUUGUGCACCAUCCAAAUGGUAAUGAAAGUGCCCGCAAUGAAAAUAUGUUACAUAACAUACCCUUCCGCAAUAAGGUUAUUAUAAUGAAACCCAAAAAUCUGCAGACACUGUGCUUUCUGAAUGAAGCAAGCUUGCAUUUGGAUUGCCUGCUGUCUUCAGGGAAAAUACUAUGCUAUGAAAGCAGAAGCACACCUAUGGAUUUCACAGUUUGUUAUUGCCACAAUUUAUUGGCAUUAACCUGCUUCAGAUAGGUAUAUCAAGAUUCAAAUUGAAUGCCAUAGAGCAAUUGCAUUCUUUGACAAUUCUUGCAUUUCACAAUGCAUUUUGCCACUGAAGCAGCUAUUUCCCAUUUUGACAAUUAAAGGAAAACAAGAGCAGAGAAGUGAAAUGCUCUGUAACAAAGUUAUUGCGCCUGUUUGCAGCACUAACCUUAACAGUUUACUCCUCUGUCCUUAGAAUGAACAUGAAAAUACAAAUUUGUUUCAUACAUACUUGCCUUUUAAAUGGCUGGUCCAUUUCCUAAAUUUCUGACAUUCAAAGCCCUAAUUAUUAUCAUCACAUCAUGUUUUCAAAAACCUUCCCGUAGUUAGUGACUAUUUGCAUAUAACCUUGAGAAUAUUAUUUUUUUAACUUUCUACAUCUCAAAUUAACAUACAUUUCCACAACCUACAUUCUUUAUUAAAAGGUUUACAAUUUCAGCAACGUAUGUCUUAGAAACAACUUACUAGCUUAGAAUAGAACAGAGUUUUAUCAUUCUAUGAUUUUCCAUGUAUGGUUCCUGCAAAUAAAAUGAAUGUUUAAAACUAUGUUUGACUUUCCAAAAUAAAUGUAUAAUAAUUAACCACUAAAUUCUUCUGCUCACCAGUUUAUAAAAGGAAGGCUCCUGAAAAAAAAUUUUUAGCUCAUUUAAUUUCACUGCGUAAGCCCCACAAAGUAAACACACAGAUGAUUCUUUUCCUCGCUUCUAAACAGUGAUAGGAAUAUCUAUUUAAAGUGAUUCUGCAAAACACUGAUCACAGGUUUCUCAUGACUGUUAACAUUCUCAAGUAAGCUCAAUUUUAAAAAAUAAUACAGAUGUUUGAUUCAUUCCUAACAGAUGAUGCUUUGAUUAUGACACUUGGAAAUCUAGUCUGUAGUUUCACAUCCAAGCUUUCAAGAAAUGGCAGGCCCUUCCACACACAGUGGUUAAUUAUUACCCAAACAAUGAUUACAAAUCCCCCAUUUAUGUGGAUUGUCUCACCCAAAGAGUUCAGAAAAGCAGUAGAAAAACUGACUGUUUUUAUAUAAUUUUCUGCAUCUCUAAAUUCAAAUAUGUGGCUAGUCUCUAAAGUAAAAACCUCUGUAUUGGCCUGUGACUGAUACCUACGGUUUCAUCAUUGGCUUUAUUCUUAUUGAAAGUGUGAAAUCCAGUGACAGGUAAAAUGUCAACUUUUCUAAUUAUAAAGCAAUUGGAUUAUCUCUUACCUGAGACUCAAUUAAGAGAGGAAGAGGAAGAUGAGGCUUGAAUAUUAUUCAGGUCUUUAACAUAGAUGGAAAUUGAAAAUCAGGGCCUCUAAAUACUUACGCGCUGAGCGAACUUGAAUUAAAACUAUGGCAAAAAGCCCCUUUAAUAGCCUCUUUCCUGAGAUACUCUGGCCCUUGAAUUCUUACCACUUUGUCAUCACAAAGAGACAUGGAAAAAAGAAACCUAAAAAUAACUGAAGUUUUCCUCAUGCUUCCUCUACCAUGGCGCCUCCCAUCCUUGCCUGAUUUGGAAGAUGGAUAGAGAAAGUUGGAAUUGGGGGAUCUGUAGGAAUCCAUAGCAUUACCUGUUGCACUGGAGGAUAAGAUGAAAAGUAGAGAGAAUGCAAGGGUGGAGGAAGACUAAUCCAAAUUUAGGAGUGACUCCAAGUGAAAAUGCCCCCUGUGGACAGUGUUUUUUCAUCUCUGGACUCCAUCCCUAACAUGUAGAAUACUGCCCAUUAACUUUGAGCUGCAAAACAGAAACUUUGCCUCAUGCUAGGACAGGGCAAAGGGCAGGGAAAUAGAGAGAAAAUGUGGACUUCCCUUGGAGAUUUGGGGCACUUCUCAGAGAGCCCUAACCACUGCCAGAAAGGAAAGACCUACAUGGGGAGAUCUUCUCUUGAAGAUUUUGUGCUGAUUCUGGAAGCCUGAAAGCCAGUACUUUAUCUUUCCCAUCAUCUCUUUUUUUUUUUUAUUAACAUAUAAUGUAUUAUUUGUUUCAGGGGUACAGGUCUGUGAUUCAUCAGUCUUACACAAUUCCCAGCACUCACCAUAGUACAUACCCUCCCCAACAUCUCUUUCUUAAGUCAGGUUUGUUUCCAAGCCAUUACUCCUAAAUUUGGCCAAGUUAAAUUCACCAGAACUCUGACUUCUAAGGAAAUUUGAACUGGUACUGAAUGUUAUCAGAGUUUUACAUUUAAUAUUAAUUCCCUUAUUUUCUACCUUGUCAAUUUCCUAGACUAACAUAGAGGAAGCCUGUAUGCCAGUGGUUCCUAACUGGGCAAUUUUGUUCCCCUUGCCCCAGACUUUUGGCAAUAUCUGGCAACAUUUUGUAUUGUCAUGACUAUGGAGAAGGUGCUUCUGGCAUCUAGUGUGUAGAGACAAGUGAUACUAAUAAAUGUCCCAUAAAACACAAGGCAAAGAAUUAUCCAGUCCAAAAAUGUCAGUAGCACCAAGGUUGAGAAACCCUGAUCUAGACUAGACAGUAAAAUGGGAUUAACACUUAAAAGAAUGUUGUUAAAAUAAAAAACAGCUUUAUACAGAAUUUUCUUAAAGUAGAAACUCCUAUGAUAGCACAAUGAAUGUCUUUGUUUUGAAAUGCGUAUGGCUUAAACUUAAAUGGAUCAUUAAAUACUCAAAAGAAUGGAUGACUCCAAUAUAUUUUCAUAAAUCUAACACUCAAUUAUUCUGCCAACAGUGACUCCAAUUUUUAGAAAAUGAGACUGUUCUCAGUAUUCUAAUGAGAAUGACUUUGUACCUGGAGUCAUCAUUAUAUCCUAUUUGUACACUAAGUAUUUGCUCAUCUGAGGUCCUUCUGGUUUCCUAUAAAGCUAAGGGGUCUGAUUUUAAUAACUUGGACUUACCUGAAUUUUACUGCAUAUUGUUGUUCUAAAUGGGUAAAUAUUUAAGAGAGAGAGACCUUCAUUGUGACCUGAUCUACUAGGUCCCAACUGAUUGGCUCAGAGCUGAUAUAAGGCCCUAUUUGCAACUCUUUCUGUAGCUGUUCUUGCCAGCCAUCCUGUUGGCCUGCCUUUUGUGGGGGGCUGAUCUUCAAAGGCAGGAAUUACCAUAUAAAAGACAACAAAAUGCAAGAUUCUGAAUACAAUAGACCUCAAAUUUAUAAGUUACAGCAUAUGGCUUCCUCAAUAUUUUCAUCUUCAAAAUGUAGACAAUAAAUACAUCUUAUAUAAUUUCAUGGUUAUUAAAUGACAUCAGAUAUUUACAUGAGCAGUGUGGUACUUCAUUCAAGGGCAUGAGCUUUGAAGUAAGACUGAUCUAAUUUGAAUAUUGACUCAGCUAUGGCCUAGCUAUGCAAAACCAAACCAGUUUUCUGGUAUUUAAUCAUUGGUAAAUGGAUAUAAUAAUACCAAUGUUAGCACAGAUUGUUUGAGAAUUAAAAUGUAAGGAGAUCAUUAAUUUAUCUUUCAAAGAGGACACAUUUGAUGGUAAAAUAGAGUAGUAGUAACGAUUACAAUAGAAAAGCAAGCGUAACUACUGGGUAUUUACCCCAAAGAUACAAAUGUAGAGAUCCGAAGGGGUACAUGCACCCCAAUGUUUAUAGCAGCAAUGUCCACAAUAGCCAAACUGUGGAAAGAGCCAAGAUGUCCAUCGACAGAUGAAUGGAUAAAGAAGAUGUGGUAUAUAUAUAUACAAUUGGAUAUUAUGCAGCCAUCAAAAAGAAUGAAAUCUUGCCAUUUGCAACAACGUGGAUGAAACUAGAGGGUAUUAUGCUGAGCGAAAUAAGUCAAUCAGAGAAAGACAUGUAUCAUAUGACCCCAUUGAUAUGAGGAAUUCUUAAUCUCAGGAAACAAACUGAGGGUUGCU